Oncorhynchus tshawytscha (Chinook salmon) is the source of this 905-nucleotide messenger RNA. It is a transcript of the gene aanat1, whose product is annotated as arylalkylamine N-acetyltransferase 1. The transcript has 3 exons. Gene Ontology annotation, cellular component: cytoplasm. The record is from RefSeq and is a predicted model, not a curated record. Gene Ontology annotation, biological process: circadian rhythm; response to light stimulus. NCBI's taxonomy places the organism in Eukaryota, Metazoa, Chordata, Actinopteri, Salmoniformes, Salmonidae. Gene Ontology annotation, molecular function: aralkylamine N-acetyltransferase activity. The coding region runs from base 133 to 759 and encodes 208 amino acids.
CCUUCUUCACUUGGAUCACUUGAGUGGAGCAGAUAUCGAAGAGACAGGCAGCCAUUCAAUAUCAAGUAUAAAUUAUAUUGAAAUAUCAACAUUUCUAUUUGAUUUAAGAGCUUGGAACUUCGAUCAGACACCAUGUCGACAGUCAGUGCCCUGCCUUUCCUGAAAUCUAGUCUCCUAAUGCGCCCUCCCAUGGGUUCCAUCACCCCCAGGCGCGGGCGUCGCCACACACUCCCGGCCAGCGAGUUCCGUUGCCUCAGCCCGGAGGACGCAAUCAGCGUGUUUGAGAUCGAAAGAGAGGCCUUCAUCUCUGUGUCUGGAGAGUGUCCGCUCCACUUGGAUGAGGUGUGUCACUUCCUGACGCUGUGCCCUGAGCUGUCUCUGGGCUGGUUUGAGGAGGGACGCCUCGUUGCCUUCAUCAUAGGAUCACUGUGGGACCAGGAGAAACUAGCCAUGGACGCUCUCACCCUCCACAAGCCCCAUGGCUCCACGGUCCACCUCCAUGUGCUUGCUGUCCACCGCACCUUCCGGCAGCAAGGCAAGGGCUCCAUCCUGAUGUGGCGCUACCUGCAGUACCUGCGCUGCCUGCCCUAUGUGCGCUGCGCCGUGCUCAUGUGCGAAGACUUCCUGGUCCCUUUCUACCAGAAGUCAGGAUUUAAAGUGCAGGGCCCCAGCGACAUCACCGUGGGGCCCCUGACCUUCAUUGAGAUGAUGUACCCUGUCCGGGGCCACGCGUACAUGCGCCGCAACAGUGGUGUUUGAGGGGAUACGAACUAAGAUGGAUGCCUCCUUCAAUGGGGGGUGUGACCAACCUUCCGUGGCUGGAAGACGGCUACAGUGGCAAGAAAAAGUAUGUGAACCCUUUGGAAUUACCUGGACUUCUUCAUAAAUUGGUCAUAAAAUUUGAU